AUGGACGUCACCACCCUCGCGGUGCUGAGCGAUGGGCGCCGCAAAGUGAUCAACGGCCACUACCGGGUCCUCCGCAAGAUCGGCGAGGGCCAGUACGGCAAAGUGCUUUUGGCCGAGGUGGUGAAACCUCUUGGUGACCUCACUAAGGGCUUUGUUGCCAUCAAAACCAUCAACCGCGUCGAUAAGCUGAAACUCCUCACCAAGGCCUACUUGCUGCAACUGACGAAGAUCCAGCGGGAAAUCGCCAUCAUGAAGAAGCUGAGCCACCCCAAUGUGGUGAAGUUGUAUCAGGUGAUCGACGAUUUACGCUUUGAUAAGAUUCUCCUCGUGUUAGAGUAUUGCCAGUUAGGUGAACUCGACUGGAAGCGGUAUAAUCAUUAUCACGAGAAGUAUAAGCUGCUCCUGUCUCAAACGGAAAAACUACCGCGUAUCACCCUUGAAAAAGUACUUCGGGAUGUGGUAUUGGGCCUUCAUUAUCUCCAUGAUUGCAAACACAUUGUCCACCGUGAUGUCAAGCCGCUGAAUCUCCUUGUCGAUGCUACCCACACCGUCAAAAUAUCCGACUUUGGAGUGCUGUUAAUCCUUGAGAAUAACGCUAACGACGCCAAGGAGCUUGCUCGGACCAUGGGCACGCCGGCGUUCUUUGCCCCCGAGCUAUGUCAGUUUGUCCACAAGCGCAUGAGUGCUUUGACAGGCCAACCCGCUGCCGAUCUUCUUGCUCUGCCGCAAGGAGCUCAGCUGAUCGGGCUGGUGAUCGAUAAACGCAUCGACUUGUGGCUGCUUGGCGUCAGUCUCUAUACACUCAUCUUCCACGAGGUGCCGUUUCUGGGACGCAAUGAGUUUGAGUUAUUUAAACACAUUGUCCGCCAGCCGUUAGUGUUUCCCUCAGUGGUGAAACUGAAACGAGCUCAGCCUCAAGACGUCGAGGAGCUUGACGCUUUACAGGACCUCAUCACUCAGCUUUUACAAAAAGACCCGCUCAAACGACCUACGAUCACCCAAAUUGCCAACCAUAAAUUCACUACCUUUGACCUUACCGCUUCCGAGCGCAAAAAGUGGAUCGCGCUGAUUCCUGACUACGGCGACGAUAAUACUCUUUCUACACGCAUCCGCCGGUUAUUCAAACCGGUACCGCCUCGGGAAACUCCCAUAUCACCGCUCAAACCUAGUGAGCCUGACACCUCGUCGCCGAGACGUCCUGUCGGCAAAUUGGAGGCAGUGGACGACUUGCUCGACCUGUACUUUGACGAUCUGGCCCUGGAUCUGAGCUACGGUGCCGACGCCGAGGCCGUCGACACUCUGAACACUCUUUCCCAGUUAGACGACUUCAAGUUUGACGCUCCGCCACAAUUUGACCGCAUCAAAAAGCCUACACGGGUGGCUACCGUCACUCCGUUGAACCUAGGAAAUUUAGGCCCCCUUCAUACUCCUCCCCGAGGUUCUCCUCGUGUUUCACCUAACCGUGAUACGCCUCCCAUCAAACCACCCCCCGUGAGCAUCGGCGCUCGUUCUCCCGGUACGUUUCUGGGCCUUUUUAGUCCCGCUCGCAAAAUGUUUGCCCCGCGGUCUCGUCGAGGACUGGCUCUGUCGACGACCAGCAACCGCAGUGUGCGUAGUGGCAGUCUGUUGCGCCUGCUGAGCUCGCCCCAGAAACUGCCCACUAAACCUCCUGAAGUUCCCGCUAAGGAUCCCGUGAUCGAACACACCAUCAGCCUGCUAUCGCUGCCUCCUACAAAGCAACGGGGAGCGAAGCAGGUGACUGACCUUGCUCCACCGCCGGCAUUUGCAUUGGCAGCAGCAUUAACCGGUGGCGGCUCUAGCGAUAAGCGAGGGAGGAAACUGCUGCUUGAUCUGGGACGGCUGCUGCGGCUGCUGCGACUGCUGAGGCUGCUGCGACCGCUGGCGGCCCUGUCGCCGGCAGCACUGCCGUUCGGAGGGCUGUUGGCCCGCAUCACACUGCUGCUGCUGUCGCUCAACCUUAAUGCCUAUCUCACUGACGACAACAGCAUCUUAGCGGGGCGCAAGUCCAUCAACGAAAACGAUAGCAGCGACUGGGAAGCGGAAGCGUUCACUGACGACGACGACUACGACGAGGGCGACCUGACGAUGAUCCUGGAAGCACCGCCAGUGCCUAAGCACACGGUGCUGAUGGACGAGUACUUAUCGCGGUUGCCCUAA
This is a messenger RNA of Diutina rugosa, 2178 nucleotides long. RefSeq names its product serine/threonine protein kinase. The record is from RefSeq and is a predicted model, not a curated record. Lineage: Eukaryota; Fungi; Ascomycota; Pichiomycetes; Serinales; Debaryomycetaceae. Gene Ontology annotation, cellular component: cytoplasm. Gene Ontology annotation, molecular function: ATP binding; protein serine/threonine kinase activity. The transcript has a single exon. Gene Ontology annotation, biological process: autophagy; peptidyl-serine phosphorylation. The coding region runs from base 1 to 2178 and encodes 725 amino acids.